UCAUUGAUACUACUCAAAGGCAAAGAAAACAUGGAUAAAAGAUGGAGUCUUCAAGGUAUGACUGCUCUUGUAACCGGUGGAGCCAUCGGAAUCGGGCAUGCUAUAGUAGAGGAGCUAGCUGGUUUUGGAGCUAGAAUCCAUGUGUGUGACAUAUCUAAAACACUGCUCGAUCAAAGUUUAAGCGAAUGGGAAAAGAAAGGGUUUCAAGUGAGUGGUUCAAUAUGUGAUGUAUCCUCUCACUCCGAGAGGGAAACACUUAUGCAAACUGUCUCAAAGCUGUUCGAUGGCAAGCUGAACAUUCUUGUGAACAACGUUGGUGUAGCUCGUACGAAGCCAACAAUAGAAUAUGUGGCGGAAGAUUUCUCGUUCCACAUGUCAACGAACUUGGAAUCUGCUUUUCAUCUUAGCCAACUUUCACAUCCUCUCCUUAAAGCUUCUGAGUUUGGAAGCAACAUCUUUAUUUCCUCUGUUGGAGGAGUUGUAUCGAUGGAGUGUGGAUCCAUCUAUAGUUUAACGAAAGGUACAUUAAAAAAAAAAAAAAAAACUUUGGCAUGUGAAUGGGCAAGAGAUGGCAUACGAACCAAUUCUGUUGCUCCUAAUUUUAUCUAUUCUGCUAUGGCUGAACCUGUAAUUAAUGACACUCGACACCAUUUUUUUUUCUUUUUAAUGGUCAAUUAACAUUAUACACUUUUGACUACUAUGUCUUACAAUCUUGUAAAAAAAAAUCAGGCUUUGGAAGACGCAGGUUACAAGAACAGUUUGUUUAGUAGAACUCCACUUGGUCGCGCUGGAGAACCAAAAGAGGUUGCAUCACUUGUGGCUUUCCUUUGUCUACCUGCAGCUUCAUAUAUUACUGGUCAGUCCAUAUGUGUUGACGGAGGCCUCACUGUCAAUGGUUUCUCCUAUCGGCCACAGGCUUGAACCAAUGACGCAGCGUACAACCUAUAAUAAAUGUGAUCUAUUUGAAACUAUAUAUAUUAAAUAAAUGAGAAUAUAUGUUCUAAAAGUAUUAAUGUAAUAUGGGUAUGGUGAAUGUA
This is a messenger RNA of Capsella rubella, 1037 nucleotides long. Its product is annotated as tropinone reductase homolog At2g30670. Gene Ontology annotation, molecular function: oxidoreductase activity. The coding region runs from base 31 to 678 and encodes 215 amino acids. Lineage: Eukaryota; Viridiplantae; Streptophyta; Magnoliopsida; Brassicales; Brassicaceae. The record is from RefSeq and is a predicted model, not a curated record. The transcript has 4 exons.